AUGAGAGAGGAGUUGGCAACCAUUCAAGCACAAAUGAGAAACACCACCUCAAAUGUUAAUAUGUGUGAAGCUGCAAAAGCUAUUAGACAAAAGCUUGAGAAAUGGAGUAUGAUAAAGGAAAGUAUCUUCAAGAAGAGGUCAAGGGUACAGUGGCUUAAACUGGGGGAUUCUAACACAACUUUAUUCUUUGCCAGCAUGAAAGGAAGAACCUCACAAAAUCAGAUCAGGCUCCUCACAGCUGAAGAUGCAAAUAUAAUAAGAACUACAGUAGGCAUCGAGCAAGAAAUAGUGGGCUUUUACAAGAGAUUUCUAAGGAUUUCAUCUAGUAGCCUGCCUGCGAUUGAUCCCACUGUGAUGAGGAAAGGACCGGUCUUAACAAGAAAUCAACAGCUACAACUAAUCUCACCUUUCACUAGUGAUGAUAUGUUCAAAUCACUGCAGGGGAUUGAUGACUCAAAGGCUCUAGGGGGAGAUAUUUUUAAUGCAUACUUUUACAAGAAAGCAUGGACUAUAAUUGGGGAGGAUGUAACAGCAGCAGUCCUAAACUUCUUCAAUGGGAACAAAAUGUACAAACCAGUUAACAGCACCUCAGUCACCCUGAUUCCUAAAGUGAAGAACCCAGCUUCAAUCAAACAGUAUUGA
Messenger RNA from Nicotiana tabacum (common tobacco), 642 nucleotides. The record is from RefSeq and is a predicted model, not a curated record. Lineage: Eukaryota; Viridiplantae; Streptophyta; Magnoliopsida; Solanales; Solanaceae.